UGUGAUUGUAUUUGUCUUAUUUUAAUUGUAUUCUUAUUCUCUGUUUUUAUUAUUUUCAGUGUUAUACUUCUUCAUGUUUAAAUGCUGUUGUUUGAUUCACUUGCUGUCUGUGUAUUUGUAUGGUAAAGCGCUUUGUAACUACAGUAACAAGUAUACUUUGAAAGGUGCUAUAUAGAUAACAGUUUUUAUUAUUAUGACCACAAUACUAUUAUCUUAAUAGCUGCACAUCUCAGCUCUCUGUAUCUCCGGCUGUGAACAGAUCUUGUUGUCAACAAGGCCGAUUAAUUCCCUAUGGUCCCAUUCUCAAGAGGGUUUUAGAUAUAAAAAAGAGUUUAAGGGUGACAGGUUUGGCUCCUCCUAUGACUCAAUGUGUGUGCUGUCACGUGCAUUGAGGAUGUGGCAAUCACAAGAGGAAAGUCGAUGUUGUGCAAUGCUUUUGUAGAACUCUGUGUAGUAUGUAUUGCUUCAGCUAUGAGACUAAACAAAGGCUUUGAUCUUGUCUUUUAUUCAGUUCUAGAGAGAAAAAUCUCCACCAGACAAACGAGGGAGGAGCUCAUCAAGAAAGGAGUUCUGAUUAUUGACCAAGAGGAACCAAUCAGCAGUGAAAACCAGAAUGGCCAUGCCACAUCAAGUGUGACAUCAGAAGAGGUCAAAGUUGACAUUGAGUCUCCAGAAACGGCGCUGGAGGAGCAGGCCACCGGGCCCGCCAGCACUGAAAAGAAAACAGAGAGGUCCGCCCCUAAACCCCUCGCCCGGGGAAAGCAGGUGAGACCUCGAGAUGUGCAAAAACAAAGACAGCAAAGCGCCACUCUGCCGGCUCCUUCCAAACCUGCGGGUAGCACUGCAGCCACCACCAAGCACAGGGAGGGUGCUUCGGGGAAUAAAAAGACUACUAAAACCACAGGCAAGACAGGCACGUCCACUCAGGCUAAAGCUAACCCGCGGAGCACUACCACCACUAGUCGUGUGAUUGACAAAUCCACCCAGCCAAAGAAGACAGGAUCCACGACAAAAACCGCCCCCGCCACCACCCCUCGUUCUCGUGCGUCCAAAGACGGUGGAUCAGAAACUGGGGGGACUAAUGCAAGGAACAUCCGGAAAUCAAACAGCUCUUCCUCCGUACCUCAAAAGGCCCCCGCAGAGACUCCUAGCACCCCCGGGCAGUUAAAAAGCUCGUCAUUUUCCUCAGAAACCAAGCAUGCCUCCUCUAAAGCCUCAGGCAGUAACACAGAGGGAUCUCAGGCUGCCUCUCAACCGGCUGGAGAGCCUAAAUCUGCUCCCAAAUGCUCCACUGCUGGUGAGGAGACACAAAAGGGUGUGGCCUCUGAGUCCACUGCCCAUUCUCCCCAUAUCAACGGUGCCACAGAGGACACUUCGUUCACUGAAGGAGAGAUGGGCAACAAAUUACAAGGGGAGAAACGGGGGAGAACAGGAGGGGAGGGAGGAGAGGAAGAAAAGAAGACACGAGAAACCGAGUCUGCAGUGGAGAACAGCCCCAGGUCUGCAGAGGGCCAGUCAGAAAGGACACAGGGCCUCACUGUGAACACAGAGAAAGCCGAAGUGACGGUGAUCCCCGAUCGGCCGAGAUACAGCACAACUAGCGACUCUGACUCUGAUGGACCAAUCCUGUACCGCGAUGAGGAGGAAGAUGAGGAGGAAGACGAGUACACAACCAGCCCCCUGGCCAUUAAGAUCCGCCGACGAGACACCCUGAACAUCAAGCUCGGGAACAGACCCAGCCAGAGAGAGCUGGAGGAGAAAAACAUUCUGCCGCGGAGCUCUGAGAUGGAGAGAAGUGAGUUCCGCCAGAUGAUUGGCUCCAAACUAGUCAGGCGCCUGAGCCAAAGACCCAGCACAGACGAGCUGGAGCAGAGAAACAUCCUCAAGCAAAAAAAUGAAUCUGAGGAGCAAGAAGCCAGGCAAGAGAUUAAAAGGAGACUCUCCAGAAAGCUGAGUGUGAGGCCUACAGUCGCAGAGCUCGUGGCCCGCAGGAUCCUUCGUUUCAACGAGUAUGUGGAGGUAACGGACGCCAAGGAUUAUGACCGGCGGGCGGACAAACCCUGGACCCGGCUUACUCCCUCCGACAAGGCUGCUAUCCGUAAGGAGCUGAACGAGUUUAAGAGCCGUGAGAUGGCGGUUCAUGAAGACAGCAAACAGUUCACCAGAUUCCAUCGGCCCUAAGUGCUCUCUGCCAGUUGGACGUCAGCAGCACAAGCUCUCGUGCACGGCUCCCUGCAGGACAGCUCACUCUGCUUGGGGACCCUCGUGCACCUGAUGUUAUGUACUUAUGUCUUUGGUGACGGCUACAGGUGUGUCUUAAGGCCUCGGCCAUCAUGGACACCAGUGAAACAUUUGCACAUAUCUACAGUCAGAAGACCAGUAGUGUGUAUAGCGCUCGGAUUAGAUUAUUUAUUGUAGAUAGCCAAAACCUGCUAGUAUAUUUGUUUUUGUUUCACUUCAGGAUGUGUCAUGAGAAGUCCCAGGGGGGGGAAAUGAUGACCCUCUUAGCAGUGAAUGUGGCUUAAUUGUACUCAAUGGUUUGUGUAUUGGCCGAGGUAUGCCUUGUCAUGAAGCUGCCAAAUGUCCAUAUAAGGACAUCCUCACAGAGCAGGAAACGGCAGUGAUUAUGUGCUGAUGUCAGUGCCUUUGUCAUAGAUCAGAUGGAAGGAGAGGGCCUCUUGGCGCUGUAUCUGAAAUACUGCAGUUCAAUUCAUAGACAUAUUUAAAGUAUAUGGCCACUAGAGGGCAUUAUAUCAUAAGAGUUAUAGAGAGUGAGGAUGAAGAUGUGUAUAUAGAUGAAGAAUAAUCUGCGAGUGUUAUAUUUAUAAUGGCUAAAGAUGGCGGGUUGCUCGGCACCUGAGGCCCUCACAGUGAAGUGCAAUGGAAAUGACUCCAGCUCUGGCCAAUGGUAAUCCCUCAGCAGUCCUCCUGAUGAUACACACUGAUCAUGUACCAUCAUAUGUAUUGUGUUGAGUAUUUUAGUGCCUGGUCACAAAGUGCUCGACUUGCUGUUGGAUCCACUUUAAGCUUUGACCUCCAAAGAAAAAGCAGACAUUUUAAAUGUUAAUCUUCUUAUUUCAGUGAUUUCAUCUGGCAGAUUCCCUUUGAUGGUUUUAUGAAUAGAGAAACAAUGCUCAGUUUCACCUCUAAGCAAAGUACAGUCCUCUCAAAGAAGUACUUUAUUUUCCAUUUCCUCGAACAUGCUUUUGCAUUUAAGCUGUCAGCCCGCGGUAGAUACGCAGGAGAGUGGUCCUUUUUCAAUCUUGUCCUUACAUGCACCUUGUAUCCAGCGCUGAAGAUGUGUUUGAUUCUAUUUCAAACCAGAACAACUGUUUAACUUUGGGAAAUAGACUAGAGCUGAAACAAUUGAUACAUUUUGCAAAACUACGUCAUUUCAGUCAGAUUUUAAGCAACGCUGCCAAUAAAUUGCUAGAGAGGUUGUGAUUUGUUUUAACCCUAAACGACAUCAAACUGAAUACUGGUUGGUUUUUCAGUAUUUUGCAUCUUUUUCUGAUGAUUUAUAGAUGAAACAUUUACAUUACAUUGCAUUUAGCUGACGCUUUUAUCCAAAGCGACUUACAAUAAGUGCAUUCGACCAAGAAGAUACAAACUAGAAGAAAACAAUCAUAUAAGUACAUCAGGUUAAAUAGAGCCAAAACAUUUCAAGUGCUACUCAACUAGCUUUAGGUAAUCCAGUCCUUUAUUAGUAUAUAAGUGCUUUGUUAGUCAUUCUAUCGCUCGAAGUGGAGUCGAACGAGAUGAGUUUUCAGUCUGCGCCGGAAGAUGUGCAAGCUUUCUGCUGUCCUGAUGUCAAUGGGAAGCUCAUUCCACCAUUUUGGAGCCAGGAUAGCAAACCCACGUGUUUUUAAUUGAAUCAUAUUUCUUGAGAAAAUAAUCAACAAAUACAUUGUCAGUCAAAAUCAUUGUUCCAGUGAUGAAAGGCACUUGUUGACUUUCUUGCUUUGUGUUGGAUAAGAAGAUCGAUUCCACUAGCAUGUGAUUAGCUUAGUUUAGCUUAGCAUGAACACUGGGAGCAGGGGGAAUGGUAAAGGUGAUGGUAGACUUUUUUCUUUAUCACAGAGCAUGAGAGUGGUAUUAAUCUUCUCAUCUAACUUCUGGCAAAUAAUGUGAAUGUUAGCUUAUCGCCAAAUGUUAAACUAUUCCUUUAAUUUCACAUUUAAGGUCAAAUAAAUGUCUCUGUGUUGUAGUUAUCUAAGCAGUCAUUGUGGAGAUUAGUAAACGGCUCUAUGUAUUAUUAAUGGGAUUUCCUUUUGCACUCUUAAAAAGAAGACUCUUACAUCUAAAUUGAUAUUUAAUGUGAGGAGUUUAAAUAUAAAGAUGUCAAGCUGUUUAUGCUUUAAUGUUCCCCUUCGGUGCAAUUUAAGAUGUUCUGCUUAAGGUGUGUGUUGAAGCAAAAUGCAAAAGCGGUCAAUUAAUAAUGAUUUUAUUGUUGUGUGUGAAAGCCAGAAUGUUUGCUGAGCUUACGCAAAAAAAAGGUUGGUGUAGAAACACAGAUAAUCUGAAUGUAUAACUUGCUCUCAGAUGUAUUUUAAGAAAUAAUUUGAGAAGAAAAACAAAAAGUGAUUUUUCUCCCCAGCACAUUGAACUGUCAAGGAGAUAUUUUUGCUGAAUAGUGAUUGACAGAUAGAGCUUGCUGACGUCUAAAUGCGUGUGUUCUCACAAUAGACCACAGACCUCAACAUGACGUCAUUAUUCACAAUAGUAACUGAAAAGAACACAUUUCUUCUUUGUGCUUCUGAAUCUGUGCGGAGGUUGUCUCAUGAAAUGAUGUACAGUGAUGGCAAACAACCAACAGUAUUCCUUCAUGUCAAUGUCUAUGUUGUUAUAUAUAUUGAUUAUUUUGUACAUAAUGUAUAUCGAGCAUGUGCAUACAUUGAAAUCACUUUUACUACCAGUAUGAUACAAUUGAACAUGUACAUGUUUUAAGCUCUGAUUUUAAUGGUCUUAUUUUUUUAUUAUCCCCAGACAAUAAUAAUGACAUCAACAGUUCGCUUCAUACAGAGAACAGUUCAUUCAAGGACUGUCCUGUUACCAGACCUUCCUGUUUCCUAAAUAGAUCACUGACAAAAUCAUUUUUCACUGCUUAUUUCCUAGUCUGUUCCACCUCCACUUCAACUUUAGUCAGCAGGUGCAGUGCAGUAGGUUUUUGAUGGAUGAAGACUCAGUUGAAAAGCAAUUUAUUAUCCGUUCCGGACUUCAAGUUGGAUUUAUUUCUUCCGAUAACCUUAGGUCACUUUGCACAAUGUAGGAUAUGAAAAUGUAAACUACAUUGGCUUGGGCACAGUUAAUUUGAUUGUCUGCACAUAGUGUGAAAUUAGCUUCUUUAUGUACCGUGUACUAAUGCUGAGUCCGAACCGCAGAGGCGCGGGUUCGACUCCCACCCUCGACCCUUUGCAGCAUAUAGUCCCAUCCAAAUCUCCCAUACCUCUUUAGCUAUGCUAUAUAUAAAGGAAACAGCGUCCAGAAACAUAUCUUAAGAAACAUAUAUCAGCCUCUUGUGUAUAAAGCUGAACAUAAUACAGCAAAUACUGUAAAAAAAUAAAUAACGCUUUAGAUACAAUCAAAAGUCUUACUUGGAAAGCUUCGAUCCAGUCAUGGCUUAGUAAACAUGAAUAUGCUGCUUGCAUCUGGUGUUGUCUAUUUUAUUACACAGGUGACUUUUUAAUACAGUGGAGUGCUGGUCUGGGCUGUCACCAUAUAGGGGCCCUUUUUAUUCUGUUCACCGAUGCACACAUCCAUACUUUAGUAUAGAAUUAGGUAUUGCGUCUAGUGUGGACGAGCAUUGACAGAUGGUUGAACCAGACAGUAUUAAUCACAAGGAGCGAGUCCUGUCAAACGUUUAUGACUGCAGUCUGUCUCAUCUCAUCUUAAAUGAAGCUGCAAGAUAAACACAAUUAACCUUAUCGAGACCAAAUCAAAGUGUUGGCACACCACACAGCCCUUGCAUUGUUGAUAAUGUGAAAUUAAUGCAAACAAAGAAUUCCUGCCAUUAGAUUACAAAAAAAAUACUUCUCUAAAAUUCCAGUUGAGGUGUUUUAAACAUCCACAGACAUCAACAAACUUUCCCCAGGUGCUGCUGUUUAUUUGCAGUACCGUGAACUACCACCAGUUCAUGAACAUGUUUACAUUUGAGGAUGUCUGCUCUUGUGAUGGUUCUUGAGGCUUCCUUUAUCACAUUCACAAAUCAAAUCGGAGAGCCAUAAUCUGACUGCCAAAAGCCUUUAAUCGUCAACAUGUUAUUUUAUCUUCAUCAUGUGCGAUUCACAGGAAGGUGAAGUGAUUUGCUGGAGACUCACAAGUGUCAGUCACAAUGUUAAGCCUCCAAUUUGAAAAACAGCCAUUGAAAUGCAUUGAUUUUUUCUUUUAUGAUCUGUGAAGUCAAAGGAUGAUGUCAUAUAUCCCCAACACAGCUAUUGUUAUGUCCAGACUGUGUAUAUUGUUUUUGUAUAUAAAGAAUCAUUGAAAAACA
This is a messenger RNA of Gymnodraco acuticeps, 6490 nucleotides long. RefSeq names its product phosphatase and actin regulator 2 (gene phactr2). The coding region runs from base 421 to 2181 and encodes 586 amino acids. Gene Ontology annotation, molecular function: actin binding. Gene Ontology annotation, biological process: actin cytoskeleton organization. NCBI's taxonomy places the organism in Eukaryota, Metazoa, Chordata, Actinopteri, Perciformes, Bathydraconidae. The transcript has 12 exons. The record is from RefSeq and is a predicted model, not a curated record.